Molecule: messenger RNA, 1587 nt
Organism: Chrysoperla carnea
Lineage: Eukaryota; Metazoa; Arthropoda; Insecta; Neuroptera; Chrysopidae
Product: oxygen-dependent choline dehydrogenase-like
Exons: 2
Coding region: 1-1587 (528 amino acids)
Molecular function (GO): oxidoreductase activity, acting on CH-OH group of donors; flavin adenine dinucleotide binding
Source: RefSeq, a predicted model, not a curated record
AUGAAGUUAUCAUUAAUUCUUUUUACAAUUCUCAUCUUCUCAAAGCUAUCAGCUCAAGCAACAAUAAAUGGACGGGAUAUAGAAUAUGAUUUUAUUAUUGUUGGGGCUGGAGGUGCUGGAUGUGCUUUGGCAAACCGUUUAAGUGAAGAAAAACCUUGGAAAAUAUUGUUAAUUGAGGCAGGCGGACCAGAAACACCAAAGACCGAAGUACCUGGAGCAGUGACUGAAAUUCUUUCACCUUAUGAAUCGCCACUUUUGUGGAACGAUUAUUCAGAACCAUUACGAAAUGCUGGUUCGGCUUUGAAUGGAAGAUCAAUUCGCUGUAUGCAUGGUAAAGUAAUGGGUGGCAGUAGCGCGGUAAAUUGGAUGUUGUACACUCGUGGAAAUAUUGCUGAUUAUAAUCGAUGGAGUACAUUAACCGGUGAUUUAAAUUGGUCAUGGGAAUAUAUUCAUCCGUAUUACAAAAAAUUAGAAAAUUAUACAAUUCCAUACCCUGAUCCAACCUAUUUUGGAAUAAAUGGACCCGUUCAUAUUGAAACACCUCCAUAUUAUAGUGAAAUUUCCAGACUUGCAUUGGUGGCAGGAGAACAAUCUGGUUUACCAAUUCGUAAUGUUAAUGGUCCAGUGUCGUAUGGAAUAUCACCGGUUCAAGCUAUGAUUAAAAAUGGAGUGCGCGUUAGUGCAAGUAAAGCUUAUAUAACUCCAAUUAUAGAAAACCGUCCGAAUUUACACUUAAAAAUGAGGUCAACGGUUACGAAAAUUCUUAUUAAUAUGGAAGCAAGACCUUUGCCGAAAGCUUAUGGUGUUAGAUAUUUGUAUAACGAUGUAAUGUAUACUGCUUACGCGAGACAAGAAGUUAUCUUGUGUGCUGGACCAAUUAAUUCACCAAAAUUAUUAAUGUUGUCUGGAAUUGGACCGCAAGAAGAUUUAUUAAUAAAUCAAGGGUUUGGAUAUUCACAUCCAAUAAAUAACACAUUAUCAAUCGAACAAAUACUUUACUUUGCUCCAAUGAAUGAGAUGAGUUAUAAAGUACACAAUAUAGAAGAAUCAGUGUAUGAUGCAGUUUUUAAAGCGCAUUCAAAGUUGCCAGGUUUUCAGAUUUAUCCCAUAUUGGAACAACCAAAAAGUCGUGGUACAGUUCGACUCCGGGAUGCAAAUCCAUUUUCGAAACCUCGAAUUGAUCUUAAUUAUUUCUCUGAUCCAGAAGAUCUUGAACGUCUAUUAAGUGGUGUUAAAGAAGCUAUCAAAAUCGGUGAAAAACCUGCUUUAGAAUCGUAUUCUCCGAAGCUUUUAAGUACAAAAAUUCCACAAUGUUCAAUGUAUAUAUUUAAUACUGAUGCGUAUUGGAGAUGCGUCAUUCGAGCAAUGCCUAUCAGUUUGUGGCAUUUUAGUGGAACUUGUAAAAUGGGUGGAAGAUCAGAUCCAUCAACUGUGCUUAAUACGAGAUUAAAAGUUCAUGGUAUCGAAGGUUUACGUGUAGUUGAUCCUAGUGCUUUCCCAACUCCAGUAACAGCUCAUUAUAAUGCAUUGUCAAUGAUGAUUGGAGAAAAAGCAGCAGAUAUAAUUAAGGAUGAUUUAACACAUUAA